Molecule: messenger RNA, 1939 nt
Organism: Alnus glutinosa
Lineage: Eukaryota; Viridiplantae; Streptophyta; Magnoliopsida; Fagales; Betulaceae
Exons: 9
Coding region: 195-1121 (308 amino acids)
Source: RefSeq, a predicted model, not a curated record
UCUAGCCCCGAGAAUUUGGUGCAAAUACUUGAAAGGCUGAUGAAAAGCCAAUCUCAACGGAUAACGCCCUUUUCGCUCACUCUCUGCCCAACCAUCAACACUCGGACACUGACACACUCCCUCUCUACUCGAUAUCUCUCUUGGAAUUUGGAAAGAUAGUUCCUUUCCAUUUGGGAGAGCCUGGGGGUUUUCCAAUGGAGACACUUUCAAGGAUCAGAUGCUUCACCACCUCUUCCAACUUCCCAUUUCCUAGGAUUUCUCCAAUUCCUCGUUCCACGGCUCCAACAAUCUCAGUCCUAAGGACGAGCCCCCGUCCAGUUAGUGGAGUUGUAGAAGAAGAUGUUUUGCAAAUGUUCUUUAAGGAGAGAAAAUUAAGUGGAGAUUUUAUAUCGAAAGCUUCUGAUAUAUUUUGGCAGAGUGACGUCAAGCAAUUUGUUGAUGCCGAUGCUGUCGAACCUGCUGAAACUUCUCAAGAAACAGGGCAGGUCUUGGGACUGGGAGGUGAUAAUGAUGGUGGGUUUUUAAAACUGGCGAGAACCAAUGAAUGGGUAUCAGGCGACAGCUCUGCACCAGUCAAUAAGAAAGCCAUUGCUAAGGCAUUGAGGGAUGAUAGUGAAAGAAGGAAGAAAUUGAACCUUCUCCAAUAUGAAGCGAUAAAGAGGGAGAUGAUGCUUUUAUCUGUUGGUAUUGGAACAGCAUGCAGUGGGUAUUGUUUGAUAGCUUUCUCACUCCAGACGGCUAUUAGUUACGCGGUAGGAGUUCUUUUCAGCUGCUUGUACCUUCAGCUCCUAUGCCAACAUGCGGACACACUAUCCAGAGAAACUGUUCCACAAGUUUUCAGGCAAAAGAAGUCAAAGAAAAUUGGAAUCAGAAGCGAGGACCUUAAGGAUUUUAUAGAGAAAUCAUUUAAAGGUAGUGGGAUUGCUCUUUCAUCUCCACGACUUGUGAUCCCAGCAGCAAUUUAUGGAUUGUGGGUCCUGUCUCAUCAGUAUUUUGCCAAUGACUUCUUUGAUUUCCAGCUUGUGCCAGCCAUGUUUGGGAUGUUUGUCUAUAAAGCUGCUGCUCUCGUUCAAGUGUAUAGAGAUAAUGAGGACCUGCAAUUUAUCUUUCCAGAAAACUGAGAUGGUUCACGUAAGUAAAAUUUUCAUCUUACUGCUUCUCUUUACUCGCUUUGGUAUGUCUUGGAUUAUGCUUAGAAGAAUUAUCGACUUAUUUGGUUGUUGGUAAACGUCUGGAAGGCUGAUGAGUACUGCGAUUUGGAAGAUAGUGCUGAUUUGCCUUUUUUGGUGUGUAUGGAAGGAAAUAAUAAGUGUUUCAAGGACUUGGAGAGGUCCUUGGAGGAUAUUUUAGCUUCGUUUUUUCAUGCUUUGUAUCUUUGGACGAUGGCUUUUGUGUCCUUAUUGUCGCUUAGUUAUGUCGAUUUUUUUGUUUGUUUUUCUCUUUCUAGUUAGGUGAUUCCUUUUGUACAAGACUUGAUUAUUACUUAUCAAAAAAGAGUAUCACCGCCUUCAUCUGCAAAUUUUUUGAAAAGAAUAGUUGGAUGCUUUGCAGAAAUUAACUAUCGAUCAGGUCAUGAUUUCAACUUCCUUUGCAAGUCUGCCUAUGUUGAAUUCAGUACCCAGAUUCAAAUGAGGAAAGCAGCUUCAAGACGUCGAAAGUGAAAUAACACAUUUUGUGGAGCUGGUGCAGGUGGGGUUGGCUGGUUCAUGUUAAAACCCUGCAAAAUCCACUUUGUAGGGCUAAGGCUCUGUAGUUCUCCAGCAAGACCUGCUCAGUUGGGGUAACACUUCAAUAGUGUACAUCUGAUCCAAAUUUGAAUAUGGUGCCCAAAACAUGUGCCUAUAAGAAGAUUGUUGCGGUUAGAAUCUGUUAUGAUUGUGUGAUAUUUGAUUAAUUGUCUCAGACAUUCUUUCACAAUAGUGUCAAAUAGCUUUUCCUA